Molecule: messenger RNA, 312 nt
Organism: Aureobasidium musti
Lineage: Eukaryota; Fungi; Ascomycota; Dothideomycetes; Dothideales; Saccotheciaceae
Source: the annotation of a GenBank genome assembly
AUGGCCACUUUUGUCAUGCAAGCCCUCGGCUGUGAGGUGUCAGCCAUCAAUACAGUCCAGUUCAGACGCAAGACCCCUGCUGAAGAAGUCGCCGAGCUGUACGAGGGUCUGAAGCAGUCGCGCCUCAAUGACUUUGAUGUGCUCUUGUCUGGCUACUGUCCUAGUGCCGGCGUUGUGCAACAGGGCAAGAUCUAUGUCAGCGAGGAAGUGGUGCCUGCAUACAAGAGUUUGCUGAGAGAUGCUGAUCUCAUCUUGCCCAACCAGUUCGAAGCAGAGUAUGUUCCUACUGCAAACAAUCUUGGAUUCCAGUAG